Messenger RNA from Alternaria viburni, 534 nucleotides. RefSeq lists its product as uncharacterized. The coding region runs from base 1 to 534 and encodes 177 amino acids. The transcript is spliced from 2 exons. The record is from RefSeq and is a predicted model, not a curated record. NCBI's taxonomy places the organism in Eukaryota, Fungi, Ascomycota, Dothideomycetes, Pleosporales, Pleosporaceae.
AUGAAGCGGUUCCAGCUCAUGCAGCGCGUGAACGUCGAAGGUCUGUAUGGCGUCGUACAAGCCUGUCUUCCGCACUUUGAGCAGCGCGAUGGGGCGUGGAGGGGCAGGAUUAUCAUUGUUAGUCCACCGAUCUACUCGCGCUUCUUCCGCGGGAAGACGGCGUAUGCGAUGGGCAAGCGCGAGGGGAAGAGCGGGAUGGCAGUUACAAGCAUUUGGCCUGCGACGGCGGUGCAGAGUGCUGCGACGCAGAAUAUGGCCCAGGAAGAUGCUAAGGAUCUUAGGACUGCGAAUGUCUUCUCUGAUGCGGUGUUGCAGAUGAUCAAGGCGCCUGUGGAAGAGGUUAAUGGGGAGUUGCUGCUUGAUGAGGAUUUCUUGCGGAUGAAAGGGGUUAGUGAUUUUGAGAAGUACAACUUGGUGCAGGGGAGUACGCCGAGGAGGAUCAUGCCUGCGGAGUUUCCGGAUUUGAGAGUCAAGGAGCAAGAUGAUGAGGGGAGGAGGGUUGAUAGUACGAAGCUUAGGGCUUCGAAAUUAUAA